Messenger RNA from Setaria italica (foxtail millet), 2366 nucleotides. Its product is annotated as S-norcoclaurine synthase 1. The record is from RefSeq and is a predicted model, not a curated record. Bases 1130 to 2179 code for a protein of 349 amino acids. The transcript is spliced from 4 exons. NCBI's taxonomy places the organism in Eukaryota, Viridiplantae, Streptophyta, Magnoliopsida, Poales, Poaceae.
AGUGCAUGACAAGAAAAUAGUUUAUAGUUGCCGCAUACACUUACACUUAUAAGGCAAAGCAACAGCAUGUCUCCUGCAAAUUUUGAUUGACAUACUAACUGGAUCAAGUGAGUUUAAAUGAGCUGUGCUGAUGGAUGGAAACCAUGCCGAGAAGGAGACGGACAGGCACCCUCCUCUUCACAUGCCGCAACCGUGACUGCGACUGAGCACCAGGUAUGUCUUUGUCUUGUUUAAUUUGUUCGUUCCUCCCUUCUUUGAUACCCCAGGCCCCUAUUACUGCUAUUUGAAAUGCCAGUUGCCCUUCCCCAAAAUUAUAGGGUGCUAAUGCCAUGCCCACAAGCUACCAAAAAUAUAUAUAUUAAAAGAAAAAGGCACCAAAGCGGUUGUUAUGCCUGCUUUUUCUUAGUCACUGCACGCCGGCUGUUUUGUCUGAUGUUGCUGCAUCGCACUUGUCCUCUUUUGAAUAAUAUAAAAAAGAAGGCUCAUAUCCACUAUCACUCCACUCAUCCUAAAUUAUAAUAUUCGUUUAGUUCACCAACUCAGUGCUGCUUGUGUUCUCUAAUUGUACCAUCCAUCAUGCAUACUUAUAUAACUCGCUCAUAAGUCUUGCUUCACUUGCCUUGCAACUCUUUCGUUGGAUUAGGUGUUCCAUUCAUGAUUGAUUUUGCUAUUUUUUUCUUCUUUGCAGCAAUAAGUUUCUUGACUCAUGAGCGAGCUGAUGCAUGUUUUGAGUUAUGAUGUGGCAUCCACAACAGAAAUUUCUUUUAUUUCAUCGAUUAAGGGUUGGCUGCACUUCUAACCCAUCGCAGGGCACCACAUUCUUCUUGGCUCGUGUUGGAUUUGUAGCGGUGGCGGAGAAGGAUUGGAACUUGGAGUUGUCUUCUUUCUUUGUUUUUCUAAAAGGAAGCGACUGAACUUCACAUGCCAGCGUCUGUGAAAAGUACCUGAGAGCUCGCCUAUUCUUGCAGCUUAAUGACUGACUGAAGCUGCAGGACCCACGCGUCAGUGGCUGCGAACAGUACCUGAGGCCAGCAAGUUUAAUAUAGUAGAGUAGUUGAUGUCGAUGCAAGCAUCGAUCGAGUUGGCUUCUCAGGCUGACAACUCAAAGUGAAAGAAGAUAGGAAGAGAGAUGGAGUCUCUCCCUGUGCCGAGCGUGCAAGCAAUGGUGGCGGCCACCGGUGGAGCCCAUGUGCCGCCGAGGUAUCUCCGGCCAGAGGUGGCUGCAGAUGCUGUCGCUGGCGACGGUGAGGCCGCGAUACCCAUCAUUGACUUUGAGAGGCUGCUUCACCCGGAGGUUUGUCGUGAUGAAUCUGCACGCCUCCAUACGGCCUGCCAGGAGUGGGGCUUCUUCCAGCUCAUAAACCACGAUGUUCCGGAUGAUGUCAUCGAGGGGAUGAAGGCGAAUGUUGAAGGAUUCUUUGGGUUGCCUGCAGAAACAAAGAAGCAGGUUGCUCAGGAACGAGGGCAGCUGGAGGGUUACGGUCAACUGUUCGUGGUCUCGGAGGAUCAGAAGCUGGACUGGGCUGACAUCCUUUACCUGAAUACGCAGCCGCCUCAGCACAGGAACAUGAGAUUCUGGCCUGACAAGCCCGGCACCUUCAGAUCGACGCUGGACGCGUAUUCGGCUGCUGUGAAUAAUGUGGCAGAUCGCCUGCUGGGUAUCAUGUCCACCAACUUGGGUCUGCAACCGGAGGCGAUUGCUAGCAAAUGCGUCGGCGGAAUACAGUCAAUGAGAAUGAACUACUAUCCUCCAUGCGCCGAGGCGGACAAAGUUGUGGGCUUCUCGCCCCACUCGGAUGCUGAUCUCCUCACCCUCGUCCUGCAAGUGAACCAGGUUCAAGGUCUGCAGGUAAAGCGGGACGAUGGCAGCUGGGUUCCCGUGCGGCCUCUCCAGGGCGCUUUUGUUGUCAACGUGGGAGACAUUCUUCAGAUCUUCACAAACGGAAGGUACCGGAGCAUCGAGCACCGGGCUGUGAUCAACACGGAGAGAGCGCGGCUGUCCGUUGCGGCAUUCCACUCUCCGAGCAUCCACGCGACGAUAGGCCCUCUGAGAGAGCUCGUCACUGACCAGGAGCCGGAGAUAGUGAUGUACAAGACGGUGGACCACGAGAGCUUCAUGAGGCUCUUCUUCUCCGCCAAGUUGGAGGGCAAGAGCUUCUUGCAACGGAUGAAGCUCUAGACACAGCUAGCUAGCAGAUGCUUUAAUUUUCUUCUUGCAUUGCUUGUUGCUUGGCUUUCCAUCCAUACAAUUAUAUUUUUGCUUGUCAUGACUUCAUUUGUGCAUUUCGUAAUUUGUUGUUUUCACGUCACUUGAGUAUAUUGAUCCUUCUUAAUCCAAUCAUUAUUCACCCAUAAACAAUUUGUUA